AUGGAGUUGAUGUUAAAACGGAGUCUCUUGUCCAGAAGCAAAUUGGCCACAAUCACUAAGAAUUUGGAGGGAGUGACUCGGUACAUUUGUAUUGUGUGCAAUGUGCAGUAUGAUGACAAGGAGGAGCUAGAAGUACAUUUAUGUUCUCAUUUUAAAGAAUAUAGAUUCCUGUGCAGUAUUUGUGGAACAGGAUUGAAGAGGCGUGAACAUUUAGAUAGGCAUAUGCAAGGGCAUAUGGAAGUGAGACCAUAUACCUGUGAAGAGUGUGGCAAGGCCUUCAAAAGGAGAGAGCAUCUUAAUAUUCAUAAAUCUAUUCACAAAGGUGUUAAAACUCUUCAGUGUUCUCUAUGCAGUAAAUGUUUUUACCGCAAGGAUCAUCUACAGAAACACAUACAAACUCACAAUAAACACUUUUUGGAGCAAAAUAUUAUACCAAUGAGUGACCAGGAGCUAAGCAUUAAGGAGGAGGUUGAAGAUGAUUUUGAAGAUAUAACACCAAUUAUUACAAGUGUAUCUGGCAAUGUCACAGAUCCAGAUGCAUCAAUGGAGUCUGAAGAGUUCGGAAGCGAUCAGCAUCAGUCUAUGGACGAGACUAGCAUGGAGCAUUCUGAGGAACAUACUGUUACCUUGGACCACGCAAGGAACGCCAGGCCAUUCGUGUGUAGUGUCUGUGGUAAAAGUUAUAAGAGAAAGGACCAUCUGAAGAUACAUAGCUGGGCACAUGCCAAGAAGGAGGUGAUCUGCAAGCUGUGUGGCAAAGAAUUCCACAUGGAGGAGCAGAUGUUGGUUCACGUCAAUAUGGUGCAUCUGAAGAGUCAUGAAACCGCCAGUCUGUCACAUUUGCAGACUCUGCUCGGGAAUGAUAUCGAAGUGGAAAUAUUGAACAAUGAACACCUCGUACCCCGAAGGGUAAAAGAAGAGCGUGCGCACGAGUGUCCUAUUUGUCACCGGAAGUUCAAGCGGAAACAGCAUCUCAAAGUACACGCGAACGUCCAUCUUAAAAAGAAACGGACGUACUUUUGCAAUGUCUGCCAUGAGGGUUUCCAUGACGACACCGACCAGGCGAAUCACGUGUGUCCGGGUCUUGUUAAAAAUGAACCGGAAGACGGGGAUGAUGAAUAUGAAAUCGAACAAAACGGACACUCUUCAUAUGAACAGACGUCGCCCAAUGGAGACGCGAGGAAAGAAAAUUAUCCUCACGAUUUACUCGAGGUGGUAGUAGAAGAGGCAGUUAUACCUAGUCCACAGCGUGUGUUCGUGUGUAAAUACUGCGGAAAAGCUUUUCGGCGCAAGGACCAUUACAAGAUACACCUACACAUACAUACGGGACACAAAUCCUUCUUCUGUCCUACUUGUGAUAAAGGCUUUUACCGCAAGGAUCAUUUACAAAAGCACAUGAUAGUUCACGCGAAGAGCAAAUUGAAGUUGCCAACGAAGAGUCAAAAAAGUGCGCAAGAGUUGAGACCCCCUCCGCCAUUUGACGGGCCCCUUAGACAACAGCCGGGACCCAAGAAGAAGAUUCCCGAUCUCUUGCCCAUCGCAAUCAUGAAAGAUGAGACGAAAAAGAUCUCAGAGAGGAAAGACUUCUUGCCAGAGAUAACAAUACAUGCACCUUCAUCAGCUAAAAUUCGGGUUCCCUUACAAAUAAAAGUCCCAUACCAAAUGGUGAUGUCUAUGGACAAUGGGGAACAACGGGCGGUGACGGUUGACCCCACACAUCCUCAGGAACCCGAAGAGGUAGACACCGAAGAGAAUAUACUACCAGAUUAA
Molecule: messenger RNA, 1770 nt
Organism: Pieris macdunnoughi
Lineage: Eukaryota; Metazoa; Arthropoda; Insecta; Lepidoptera; Pieridae
Source: the annotation of a GenBank genome assembly